Colletotrichum acutatum is the source of this 911-nucleotide messenger RNA. RefSeq lists its product as uncharacterized. Gene Ontology annotation, cellular component: plasma membrane. Gene Ontology annotation, biological process: transmembrane transport. NCBI's taxonomy places the organism in Eukaryota, Fungi, Ascomycota, Sordariomycetes, Glomerellales, Glomerellaceae. The transcript has 2 exons. The coding region runs from base 229 to 771 and encodes 180 amino acids. Gene Ontology annotation, molecular function: transmembrane transporter activity. The record is from RefSeq and is a predicted model, not a curated record.
GACCCAAAGGUCCGCUAGGCGUCGUAAGUUCUUGCUGUGGUUGCCAUGCUUUCUGAUAUCUAAUCAUUCGAUCCAAAGCACCGCAUAUUUACUUACAGCUACCCGGGCUUGAUCCUUCCUACUGUCCCUCUGAUGACGCUGGGUAGUGCAAUUGGCGGGGCCAUCAUCAACGUGCCUGAGUGGUAAGAGGGCUACGACAAGACUCUAGUCGGUGGUGUAUUAGCUGCCAUGUUGUCCCCUGCUGGUGGCUUUGGAAAGCUCGUUGUUGUCGUCUUGGCCUUUACCCUACUCGGCAACGUUUCUGGCACUCUCUACGCCAUUACGCUGAAUUUUCAGACGUUUAUACCUUGGCUCACUCGAGUUCCUCGCUAUAUCUUUUCGGUCAUCGUCACAGCCAUCAUGAUUCCGGUCGCUAUCAAGGCAGCUGAUGACUUCUUUCUCAGCUUGGAGAACUUUGUGGCUUUGAUUGGGUACUGGUCUGCCUCCUUCGUCGGUAUUGUACUAAUAGAUUACUUUCUGUUCCGCAAGGGAAUCUCCAAGUUGUACGAUCAUCGUCUUUGGAACAUCUCAUCCGGUCUUCCCAGUGGUGCGGCAGCACUCGGGGCCGGCAUCCUGAGUUUCGGUCUCGUCAUCCCUUGUAUGGCUCAAGCCUGGUGGACUGGACCGAUUGCAGAAACGACGGGUGAUAUAGGGUUCGAGGUUGCCAUUAUAUUAAGCGCCACUUUCUACCUUCCCUUGAGGUAUUUGGAGCAAAAGAUUCUUCAUCGGUAGACUUCUCACCACUGCCACUGCCGCCAACUAUUGUUUAGCUUGUAAUUUGAUAUCUGUAUGUUCAGGAUACCUAAUUCGCUGUUAGCCACAGGAUCUGGUGUCAAGUCUUUCUACGGGAUCGACAUCUUCCUCUUAGUCAC